Molecule: messenger RNA, 4201 nt
Organism: Phycodurus eques (leafy seadragon)
Lineage: Eukaryota; Metazoa; Chordata; Actinopteri; Syngnathiformes; Syngnathidae
Product: leiomodin-1-like
Biological process (GO): myofibril assembly; muscle contraction; pointed-end actin filament capping
Cellular component (GO): striated muscle thin filament; myofibril
Molecular function (GO): actin binding; tropomyosin binding
Source: RefSeq, a predicted model, not a curated record
GCCACCAUCCGAGCCCGAGGUGGAACGGCGUCACAGUCUUCUCGUGUGUCCUUUUCGACGGAUAAACCACCACGCGACGAGAAUGGCGUUUCAUGUGGGUACCAGCGCGUCUUUGGUGGCGUCGACGACGACCGUGUUAGCGAUAAUAGCCGUCGUCUUCUGCUGCUCUCCGGUGGGAGCCAACGAGGACUGCCUGUGGUACGUGGACAAGAACGGCACGUGGCACAACGGCUUCGAUUGCCCGCUCAUCACCUUCUGCUGCGGCAACUGUCAGCGACGCUACUGCUGCUUGGACGCCUUCAAGAUGAUCACGGAGCGCGAGCAGAAGCGCUGCAUGCUCUUCCAGUUCAGUCCGACAACAUUAGCUGGCAUCGCCUCGUCAGUCCUGCUCUUCGUGGCCAUCAUUGCCACCAUGGUGUGUUGCUUCAUGUGUUCCUGCUGUUAUCUCUACCAGAGAAGGUUGCAGCGGGGCAGGACUCCUUACGACCCCCAGCAGAUCCCGAUGGCCAGCUACCCCGUGGAGCCACUGUACGACGCCUACGGAAAACCGCUGGGGCCGUCCGAGUAUCCGCAUGCGGGCUAUCCUAUGGCGCCCCAGUAUCCGGGAAUGCCCUCUCAGUAUCCCAUUAUGCAGUCCGGACAUUAUCCCCCUCCUCAUAUGGAUCCUGCUUACAGCCAAGGAGCGCGCCGUCCUCUAAACUUGGACAUGCACUUUCCCAGGAUUCCAAAGAAUGUCCCAGCCUCUCACCAGCCCACCGUCACAGGCCGCCCUCUUCGCAAGCAUGUGAGUCCGGAUCCACGCCUCGCUCUUUCUAGGACGUAUGGAAAUAAUUUUAUCUCGAAGCUGCUUGAUAUCCUGAUUUUUUUAUUUUUAUUUUUCUAUUUUCUAGCAAGAUCUUUUAUAAGUAUGUCCAGACGGAAGGUGAGAGGCCUGACCCGGAUGGGGCGGCAGGUGAGCGAGGACCCGGAUUUGGACACCCUGCUGUCCACGCUCUCCCCGGAGGAGAUGAAGGAGCUGGAGAAGGACAUGAUGAAGGUGCCCGACAUCAACACGGAGGACAGAGAGGUCGCCGUUCAAGGCGAGCACGCCGGAGGCAACAACCACCACCAGGACGGCAAAAGCUGCCACAAGGAGGCCUCACUCCAGGUUGAACCAAAGAAGGAAAGCCGGAAACAUGAUAACCUGAGGAAGAUGGGCCUAAGCCAAGAGGGCAAUGAAGACGCCGGAGUCCGAAGACGAGGAGAAAGCCAGGGCAAAGAUGGAGAGGGGAAAGCGCCAGAAUCCUCAAAGGAGGAAGAAAGUCAGCUCUCCAGCGACCUGAAGGAUGGAUACAAGGAGAAAACAGCAUGUGAGGACAGCAGGAUGACAGACAGGAGGGAGAACCGCGAGAGCAAAACAAGGGACGUGAUCUCCAAGCUGCAGGAGAAGAAGAAGGAGGACACCCGUAGGGAAGAUUGCAGGAGGAGGGAUGACACCAAGACCAAGGACAUCAUCUGCAGGCUACAGGAGAAGAGCGAGAAAGAAGGCGCCAAGGAGCGGGUGAGGCGAUCCGACAGCUUCAGGACGCAGGGGCUGGUCUCCAGGAUGCUAGAGAAGCAGAACAAAUCCCAGGAGAACCCGGUUCCCGAGGAGAAGAAGCCUGAGGAUGACGAUAAGAAAAAGAAGACAGCUCGAAGAGUAGAACGACAAGCCUCUGAGAAGGAGAAGGGAAUGAGAAGAGACGAAGAACUGUUCAACCACAGCGAUCACCUGAAAGAGAAGAAAACAGAAGAGGAGAAAGUGGACAACCGAGAAAAACUCGCCAACUGUGUGGCCCCUACCGCCAAAGUGAAGGAGGAAGAGACCGCCGAUGAAGACUCCAGCAUGUUCGACGAGCUCCUGGAGCAGGUCCGAGGCGAUGAGCCGUCCUUGGUGGAGCUCAACGUGAACAACUCGGAGGUGAUCAAGACCAAGACGCUCAUUGAGCUGGCCGAGGCGCUGCGGCACAACACUCACGUCAGGAGGGUGGCGCUGGCCAACUGCCGGGCCGACGACCACGUGGCGUACGCUGUCGCCGGAACCCUGCGCCACAACGCCACCAUCACCAGCAUCAACCUGGACUCCAACCAUCUCACCGGCAAGGGCAUCCUGGCCCUCAUACAGGCACUGCGCUACAACGCCACUCUCACCGAGCUGCGCUUCCAAAACCAGCGGCACAUCUGCGGAGGCAAGACGGAGAUGGAGAUGAUCAAGGUGCUGAAGGAAAACACCACCCUGCUCAAACUGGGCUACCACUUCGAGCUGGCAGGCCCCAGGAUGACCACCACUAACAUCCUGAGUCGCAACAUGGACCGCCAGCGUCAGAGGCGCUUGCAGGAGCAGAAGCAGGCCCAGGCCGGAAAUGGAAUCGACAAGAAGAAUGUUCUGGAGGUGCCCAAGAUGGGUGGCGGAGGCUCCCUGAGAAAUUCUACAACAUGGAGCUCUCCAAAGGCGUCCCCCAAACCGUCGCCAUUGCCUUCGCCGAUGCCUUCGCCCAAGCUGAGCCCUAAGAGGGGAGCAGUGGCUCCUCCGCCACCGCCCCCACACCCACCUGGGGGAGGGCCUCCACCUCCUCCGCCUCCCAUGCUGGAAGUGGACUCCCUGAGGAACUCUUUGACACCAGUGUCACGGAGGAGUCUGGACGGGAAGAGCCGAGGAGGUGCAAAGAACUCCAGGGACCAGCUGCUCGCCUCCAUCAGGGGGAGCAACAUCCAACAACUCAAGAAGGUGCCCAUACCCAAGUGGCUGCAAUGAGUUUUGCCACUAGCGUCUGGAACUUAAGAACAUGGGAGAACGGACAUCUCACCGCAAGCAGAUAAACCCUCCCUCGGACGCAGGGCCCAUCUUGCGGGAAUGACAGUCUUGACGACGAGGCCGCUUUAUUACCCUGAGUCCUCCCCACUGAACACUGGACCAAAAGGACCCCUGCAGAGAACGGGUGCCAUUUUGCAGUCAAGGAUUCAUAUCGCUCUUCGCUGGACAUUUGUUAUUUGCACUAAUAGGUACUAAAUGAAGUCCAUUUGUACAACAUAUUGGCUCGUGUAUGAAUAUGAGUGCCUGAGAAAACAGCUAAAGCGGGGUACACACAUACUGACUGACCCCACUCCCAAAACUAGAUUUAUGUUGUAGUACCUAGACUGACCUGUGAGAGGCAGCAUGGUGAAAAAAAUACUACUAGUAGAAGAAGAAUUUAGAAGUUAGGCUAACUGUUAGUUUGUCUAUGAACUACAUUUUGCCACUGUACAUAUUGAAUAAGUUCAACAUUUACGAUUGUCUGCCCUGAUCGUUUUCUGAGUAGAUCAAGGAGGAAAAAUCACUCUCAACACACCCCUCACCACAGGAUAAUCACUCAGGAUAAUCUUUGCGAUACAUUUGAUCAUCUGGUUUUUGCUGAUUUUGAUCAGAAGGGAAGGAAAAUGCGCAAAUAUGGCCCAGUUGUCGCUAUGUGUGUACCACGCUUUCAACAUUUACAGUUAGUGGCCCCGACCAGAUCAGGUAGGAAAAAUGAUUCUUAACACACCUCACACUACAGUAUAAUCCCUGGGGAUAAUCUGAUACAUCUGAUAAUCGGGGUUUUUCUGACUUUGAUCCUAAAUAGUGAAAGAUUUUCAAAUUUUGUCAGCAUGCGUAUACCCCGCUUUAGGCAUUUGAACCACUGUUAGUCAGCGCGUCCAAGCUGGGAUGAAAAUAUCAGGGAAUAUACCAACAUGACGGCCCGAUUUCAAGAAAGCAACGUAACGUGGCUACGGGAAAGAGAACGUAAAGGAUCGUACGUCUCAUGUCAACAAAUCUCAGGCGAAGUUGAUUCGGAGAAGCGCCAUUAAGGAAUUUGAGCUGGUCAAUAAUUACAUGUUAUCAGGAAGUCCAAAUCCAUGAGUGUUGUACAGAAUUGCUCUAGCUAACGGGAUUGAUAAUCGUUUGUAACUUUCAUGUAAUAUAGCUUCUGUGUUUUUAAGGCUUAUAUGAAGCUUCCUGAUGAUUGAUGCCAUAUCUUUUGAGCGAAUGUCCUUUCUUCAAUGUCAUUGCACUUACUCUUUGUGCAAUGUAGAUUUUUGUUUUUCAUUUGCGAUGACACACCUUUCUUACAGAGCCUGUAAGUCUUUAAUAAAAUGCCUCACUAUGUCGCCAUUGACUCAUAAAGGUCUUCCGUAUAGAUUUGUUUGUCUAUUAACAUCUAUUAUU